CAUAUUUGACAGGACAGAGCCAGGCAGAGCCCGCAGUCCAGCUCAGCCUUCAGUCAGGCACAGACUCUCUCCCCCCUCCAGUCUCGUUCCUUUGCUCUCCUGUUGGUUUUGUCGGUGCUACCGAACAGCAACAAGCAGCCAUGGACGCCAUCAAGAAGAAGAUGCAGAUGCUCAAGCUCGACAAGGAGAAUGCCUUGGACAGAGCUGAGCAGGCAGAAUCAGACAAGAAAGCAGCUGAGGACAGAAGCAAACAGCUUGAGGACGACUUGGUGGCUCUGCAGAAGAAGCUGAAAGGAACCGAGGAUGAGCUGGACAAGUACUCCGAGGCUCUUAAAGACGCCCAGGAGAAACUUGAGCUGGCUGAGAAGAAAGCCACCGAUGCUGAGGGAGAUGUCGCCUCCCUGAACAGACGUAUCCAGCUGGUUGAGGAGGAGUUGGAUCGUGCUCAGGAGCGUCUGGCAACAGCCCUGCAGAAACUGGAGGAGGCUGAGAAGGCUGCUGACGAGAGCGAGAGAGGCAUGAAGGUCAUUGAGAACAGAGCCAUGAAGGACGAGGAGAAGAUGGAGAUCCAGGAGAUCCAGCUCAAAGAGGCCAAAAACAUCGCUGAGGAGGCCGACCGCAAAUAUGAGGAGGUGGCUCGUAAACUGGUCAUCAUUGAGGGUGACCUGGAACGUACAGAGGAGCGCGCUGAGCUGACAGAAAGCAAAUGCUCUGAGCUUGAGGAAGAGUUGAAAACUGUGACCAACAACCUGAAGUCACUGGAGGCCCAGGCUGAGAAGUACUCACAGAAGGAAGACAAGUAUGAGGAGGAGAUCAAGGUCCUCACCGACAAGCUGAAGGAGGCUGAGACUCGUGCUGAGUUCGCUGAGAGAUCAGUAGCCAAGCUUGAGAAGACCAUCGACGACCUGGAAGAUGAGUUGUACUCCCAGAAACUGAAGUACAAGGCCAUCAGCGAGGAGCUGGACCACGCCCUCAACGACAUGACUUCCAUAUAAAUUGUUUACACCUGGUCAAAGACGCCUCCUCAUGCCCGAGCAGCGCCUGUCUGCUCUCCCUCCAGCCUGCUCCCCGUCUUCCCUUUGCUUUCCUUUCCUCCUCAUGUUUUCAUGUCAGCUAUACAUCCAAUCUCUUGUACAGAAUCCUAGAGUCUUUCUGCAUUGUGUAAAAAAAUAAUAAAAAAUCCUUCCUUCUAUUGUAAUCUCUAUCUCUUUACUCUGUUCCUUGUUUUUCCUUUCUGAUGUCUUAAUGUAAAGUGGUUCAAGUAAAAUCCCAAAGCCUUUUGCUGUCAAGUCGUGUUAUUGAUUUUUCUUUUUCAUCUUAUCAACCCAUUAGCUCCAUCUGUACAGGGCGUAGUCUUACAAAUUUCAGUUGAUGUCCUUUUAUUUAUUUAUUUCAUUUUUAUUUUCUUCAAAUAUCCUGUGAAGCUGAGGUGUUAGGGAUGUGUUGGCAGCAACUUCAGGUGCAUGACUGAAAACUGAGCCGAACAUUUGAAACUGAAGCAUGCAAGCACUUUUGUGAAAGAGAUGACAGGAAGUGUGUGAGAGAUGAUGAGCAUUACUGCUAAAUCCUAAAAAGAUUAGGGCGAUCUGGUGAAACGUAGGAGUUGUGGAUUCUCAUCUGGUGCUGGCAAAGUUGGAUGGAGUUGAUGUUGGUAAGGUGAACAAAAGAGCUUUGUGUGAUGUCUCACAUUUGAAUAAAUACACAAUGGCAGA
Messenger RNA from Nematolebias whitei (Rio pearlfish), 1712 nucleotides. RefSeq names its product tropomyosin 1 (alpha) (gene tpm1). Gene Ontology annotation, biological process: cardiac muscle contraction; actin filament organization. The transcript has 10 exons. Bases 141 to 995 code for a protein of 284 amino acids. Gene Ontology annotation, molecular function: actin filament binding. Gene Ontology annotation, cellular component: actin filament. The record is from RefSeq and is a predicted model, not a curated record. NCBI's taxonomy places the organism in Eukaryota, Metazoa, Chordata, Actinopteri, Cyprinodontiformes, Rivulidae.